AUGGAGGCCCUUGCUGGGGCACUCCAGAGAGUCACUGUUGAAGGAGGAGACUCUGUGUUGGCGGGGGUAGAAGAUUCUUUAUCUGCUUCGGAGAGAGCAGCAGUUCUUAAGCUGAAGCAGCUGCAGGAGGAGCACUCUGCAUUGUCUGCUCGGUUUGAAGCAGAUGUGCUGCGGCUUAAACUAGAGUAUGAAGAAAAGUAUAAACCUCUUUACAAAGAGCGGCUAGAAGUUCUCGCAGCCACAGCAAACCCUGCAGGGGAUCAAGCAGCAGAAAAGGAGACUACUGGCACUCCUGGUUUACCAUCAUUCUGGCUGCGAGCUCUAAAAGCGAAUAGAUUGCUUGCAGACAUAAUUGAGGAGUAUGAUGAGGGGCCUCUAUCUUAUCUGAAAGAUAUAACCUGUGAAUGGUUGUCUGCGCCGCUUGAGGACAAGAAAGAAGAGGGUAAUAUAGAAGUAGAGACUGCCCACGGCGAGAGUUUUCGUCUUAAGUUUGAGUUCGCUGAGAACCCUUUCUUUACGCCUUUAACUCUAAUUAAAGAGUACUGGCUGGCAGUAGGAGAAGGAGGUAGAGGUGCUGAGUUAAUAAGAACAAAAGGGACAUCUAUCAUGUGGGAGAAGAAUAAAGAUAUCACAAAAAAGACCGUUGUCAGAAGACAAAGAAACAGAAAAACUAAACAAACUAGAACCAUCACCGAAACUGUUGACGCAAACUCUUUCUUUAACCUCUUUGCUGAUCACGAGAUACCCUCCGAUGAUAAGCUUCAGCAAAUGGAUGAAAAAGAGGUUGAAGAGCUGCAGAUGGUCGUGGAGGCAGACUACGACAUCGGCAUCACCAUCAGAGACAAGAUUAUCCCCCGAGCGGUUGACUGGUACUUGGGGCAGGUAGACGAUGACUCUGACUUCGAUGACUACGACGCAAACGAUGAAGAGUUCGACAGCGAGGAAAGCGACGAGGAAGAAGACUCUUCUGAUGAAGAACCUCCCCGUCCUCACAAAGGCCACUAUCGACAUUGA
Molecule: messenger RNA, 1014 nt
Organism: Eimeria acervulina
Lineage: Eukaryota; Apicomplexa; Conoidasida; Eucoccidiorida; Eimeriidae
Product: nucleosome assembly protein, putative
Exons: 8
Coding region: 1-1014 (337 amino acids)
Biological process (GO): nucleosome assembly
Cellular component (GO): chromatin; nucleus
Molecular function (GO): chromatin binding; histone binding
Source: RefSeq, a predicted model, not a curated record